AUGGAUAAGAGUUGGAUGCAAGGGAAAUCUAGGUUGCAUCCUGCAUAUAAAAGAGGUGUUAGAGAAUUUAUCAAGAUUUUUCGAGAUCACACAGAUAGCAUGGGAAGGACUCGUUGCCCGUGUGCCCGAUACAAAAAUAGUCAUUUGGAGCCCAUCCAGGUGGUUGAAGAUCACUUGCAAGAUUUUGGCAUACACAGGAAUUAUACACUAUGGAUACACCAUGGCGAAGAUUAUGAAACUGUCUCUGAUGAUGACGGUGUUGAUGAAGAAGAAACACAAGGUUAUACAACUGAUGGGGUUAGUGAACUUCUUGAAGAUGUGUGUGCCAGAGCAAACAACAAUGAAAGUUCAGGUACACAAAACAGUUGUGAAAACAUAGAUAUGUUUGAUAGUCUCUUGAAGGAUGCCUGCAAGCCUUUGUAUCCUAACUGCAAGAACUUUUCGAAGUUAGAGUUUGUUAUAAGGUUGAUGCAUAUCAAGAUAAUGAAUCACAUGAAUAACAAAUCAUUCCAGAUGAUCCUUGAUUUGAUUAAAGCGGCAUUGCCUGAAGGUGAGACACUUCCAAACACCUACUAUGAGGCUAAGAAAUUAUUGAGGAACCUUGGACUUGGUUAUACAGUAAUUCAUGCAUGCAGAUACGAUUGUGCACUUUUUUGGAAUGAAAAUGAGAAUCUUGAAAUGUUUCCAAAGUGUAAUGAGCCAAGGUAUAAAGUCGUCGAGGGAAAAGGAAAGAAGAUACCUCAGAAAAAAGCGGAGAAAAAUGUGUUUAGGCAUCCAGCUGAUUCUAAAAUUUGGCAAGAGCUCGAUGAGAAACAUAAUUGGUUUGCCAAAGAUGCAUGUAAUGUCCGUCUUGGCAUUGCAAGCGAUGGGUUUAUUCCAUCUAAUGACCUCAAUGGAAAACCACACAGUAUUUGGCUUGUAAUUGUUGUUCCAUAUAAUUUUCCACCUUGGAGAUGCAUGAAAGAGCCCUUUAUAUUUUUGACUCUACUAAUACCAGGACCUAACAGUCCCGGAAAUGAUAUCGACGUUUAUCUGAGGCCGCUGAUAGAUGAAUUAAAAGAGUUAUGGGAAAUUGGUGUGCAGACUUUUGAUGCAGAUUCAAAGGAAGUAUUUCAGCUUCAUGCUGCGUUGUUAUGGAGAUCAAUGAUUUUCCUGCAUAUGGAAACUUAUCUGGAUGGAGUACUCAUGGGUAUUUAG
Messenger RNA from Papaver somniferum (opium poppy), 1197 nucleotides. RefSeq lists its product as uncharacterized. The coding region runs from base 1 to 1197 and encodes 398 amino acids. Lineage: Eukaryota; Viridiplantae; Streptophyta; Magnoliopsida; Ranunculales; Papaveraceae. The transcript is spliced from 2 exons. The record is from RefSeq and is a predicted model, not a curated record.